Emiliania huxleyi CCMP1516 is the source of this 183-nucleotide messenger RNA. RefSeq lists its product as hypothetical. The transcript is spliced from 2 exons. The record is from RefSeq and is a predicted model, not a curated record. The coding region runs from base 1 to 183 and encodes 60 amino acids. NCBI's taxonomy places the organism in Eukaryota, Haptophyta, Isochrysidales, Noelaerhabdaceae.
AUGGGCUAUGCUAGGGGCUAUGACGACGAGCUCUUCCAGGCGUGGAGGGACGGCGAGAUACGGCGAAAGGACUUGCCGGAGGAGGUGGAGGCUAUGGCUUUGGACCUUUGCGAGAGGUGGCGAGCGGAGCAAGAGCGCCCCAACCAGGCCCCAACUCUUGCCGUCUUCUGUGUCGGGUUGUGA